Aureobasidium subglaciale EXF-2481 is the source of this 1540-nucleotide messenger RNA. RefSeq lists its product as uncharacterized. The transcript is spliced from 3 exons. Gene Ontology annotation, biological process: UDP-galactose transmembrane transport. The record is from RefSeq and is a predicted model, not a curated record. Gene Ontology annotation, molecular function: UDP-glucose transmembrane transporter activity; UDP-galactose transmembrane transporter activity. The coding region runs from base 152 to 1330 and encodes 392 amino acids. Gene Ontology annotation, cellular component: endoplasmic reticulum membrane; Golgi membrane. NCBI's taxonomy places the organism in Eukaryota, Fungi, Ascomycota, Dothideomycetes, Dothideales, Saccotheciaceae.
AUUCGAUAGAAAAUUGACCCGCCAAAAAUCUUCGACUUCAUAUCCCUUCUCUUUCCUUUCCCUUCGACUCUGAGAAAACGGACAACUCUCUUGCAGGACAACACCGGACUUGUGACUGUACUUUUGGACGUUGCAUAAAACCUUAACCAUCAUGGCGAGCAAUGGCGAAUUGAAACAGAGAAGUGAGGGCGAAGUACUGGAUGAGAAGGCCUUACUACAAAGGCAGGUCGACGGUCUUGCGACGGAUCGGUCCUCGUCAGGAAGUGCCCAGACGACGAAGAACCUCUUGUUUUGCGUCGGAGGAAUUUAUGCGUCUUUUCUCACAUGGGGUGUUCUUCAAGAACGCAUCACAACAACCGAGUAUGGUAAUUCUCUGGCUCCGGAAAAGUUCAACUCUCCAGUGUUCAUCAACACAAUACAAUCGACAUUCGCGGCAUUACUUGGAUAUCUUUACGUGCUAUUCACACGCAAGCAGCCACACGACCUUCCUAUUUUCCCAAGCCGCAGCAUCGUGUUUCCCAUGUUCUUGGUUGCAAUCACGUCCUCUCUGGCUUCUCCUUUUGGAUAUGCAUCUCUGAAGCAUGUCGACUACAUUACUUUCAUCCUGGCCAAGUCAUGCAAGCUUCUCCCAGUCAUGGCUCUGCAUGUAACACUCUUCCGCCGCAAGUACCCUCUUUACAAGUACUGCGUUGUGGCACUUGUGACAGCAGGUGUAGCUGUGUUCACUCUGCAUCAUCCUACCUCUUCCAAGAAGAAGGGAGCAGAUGGUAGCAGUGCAUGGGGACUUCUUCUUCUCGGCAUCAACUUGCUUUUCGACGGCCUGACCAACUCGACUCAGGACCACAUUUACAAGUCGUACAGACCUUACACCGGACAACAGAUGAUGUGUGCACUCAACAUGAUCAGCACCGUGCUGACAUCGGUGUAUCUAUUUGUUUCUCCAUACAUUGCUUCUACACCGGUCGGAGCAUAUCUCGGUAUGAGUGCCAGUUCGGGAGGUGAAUUGAAUUAUGCCAUCGACUUCAUCACAAGACACCCAAGUGUUGGUUGGGACAUUUUCGCGUUUGCAGCCUGUGGUGCUUUGGGUCAAAUGUUUAUCUUCUACACUCUUUCAACCUUUGGAUCGCUCCUUUUGGUCACCGUCACAGUCACCAGAAAGAUGCUCACCAUGAUUCUGUCAGUGGUCUGGUUCGGUCAUCGUCUCAGCCCCAUGCAAUGGGUUGGUGUUGGCCUGGUAUUUGGCGGUGUCUUUGUUGAAGCACAGCUUUCUAAGCAAGAGAAGCUUGCCAAGGACAGAGCAAAGCAGGUGGAGGUGAAGAAGUCUUCUUGAGUAGACAAAACAUGGUACUUUUCAUAUGUAAAAAGUCGAGUUCAUUACAGUAGGAGUGCAGGCAACUCCGGAGAAGAAUCAGAAUAGAGCACUAGAAGAUUCGGGUAUACAUGCUUCCGAGCAGUACUACUGUUCAUCUUUACUUGGCAAACUCAUGGCCUCAUCAAAUAGGUAAAGCUGUCGCAAUUCGCAAGAACCUGUUUCCAUGGC